Messenger RNA from Recurvomyces mirabilis, 3828 nucleotides. It is a transcript of the gene HUL4, whose product is annotated as putative E3 ubiquitin-protein ligase. The transcript has a single exon. NCBI's taxonomy places the organism in Eukaryota, Fungi, Ascomycota, Dothideomycetes, Mycosphaerellales, Teratosphaeriaceae. Gene Ontology annotation, biological process: protein polyubiquitination. Gene Ontology annotation, molecular function: ubiquitin protein ligase activity. The record is from RefSeq and is a predicted model, not a curated record. The coding region runs from base 1 to 3828 and encodes 1275 amino acids.
AUGGCUCCGUCUUGGUCGACUCGCUUGCUCUCGGGAGGCUCCUCCAGCAGCAGUUCACAGUCCCGAAACAAUACCGCUGAAUCUCCUCGGACCAAUAAACCACUGCCUCGACAACCCCCACUGCAAUCUAUCGCGUUCGAUCCUCCGCCUACGUUACAUCAUGAGAGGGCCCAGGCAACACCACCUAGACCACAGACUUCUGGAGGAGCAAGGCAGCAUCAGCAUAAUCGUUCCGUGAGCCAUCCACUGCCUAAGAUCUUCUCGCGCAAGAAGAGUGGGAGGGAUCUUGCAGGUGGUUAUAAUAACACCGAUGUGCCUCUCGGCUCGAACGACCUAGUACCUGUUCUGGCUGAACCGGCUGCAGUACCCUCUCGCGUGAUCAGCGGCAAACGAGGUGGUAAACCAGAGGACGAGAACAAGAUUACGAGGAAUUGCAUGUGCUGUGACAGCAGGCUGAGCGUACCCAAAGAGCUGGAGAAGUUCAGGUGUCAGGUUUGCACUACGGUCAAUGAUAUCAAGCCUGUGGCUGAGCAGAAGGAUGGGAGGCCAGAGCUUGAGAAGCAAACAGGCGCCUUUCCGCACGGCAUCAAGGGACCGCUGUCUGUGGAGAGGACGAGGGCGAUUGUCGACAAGUGUGUAGUUACAUAUCUGGAAGCGAGGUGUAGGCGGCAGGAACAGAAUGGACCGAAUGCUGCACAGAGAGCUGCCUCUGCCAGUGCAAGGCCGCCCGUCAAGCAUGCAGCCACAGAUCCUAUACCAAUCAAGAUGCGGGAUGGGAAGCAGCUGAUCGAUGCUCCGCUUUCGAGUUCACCACCAGACGAGGCAAAAGUGGAUGAGGUUGUGCAUCACAGCGCCACUAUCACCGACGUGCGAGAGCUCGAUCCAUUUGCAUUGAUGCCUGCUGAUCCGCCUCUCACGCAACCCGAACCACUGCCAGCUUCGACAAUAACGCAGCCGAUGCCAGCAAGACCUACCCGCAGACCACCUCCUGCCCCUAUCAACCUUGGACAACAACGAUCGCAGUCCCACAGUCUACAGCCAAACCAUGGAAGCCCGAAUCAAAGUGGUGCUCUGUCGCCACGCUUGCCUCUCAGUCCACGAAUGCCAUCAGCAGAAAUGAAAGCUCGAGAGCGAUAUGAACGAGCGAGGAUGAUUUUCCGUCCUCUCGAGGACUACAUAGUCGCAGCAUUUGGUGACUUUCAUCUCCUCAAUGGCUCUUUCAGCACCACGCGACCAGUAAUACAGGGCCGCACAAGGAGCGAAAGCAGCAUCAAGAGCUCAGCACCGGCGCCCGAGCCUACGGUCAGUAGACCAGCUGAGAUACUAGACGAGUUCUCCGAAUUCGAUGCAAAGACACUAUUGUUAGGUGACCUUGGCGAGAACAGCUCCUGGUGGGUGGGUAAGCUAGACAGAAUGAAGUCGGACAAAGCUACGAAGCGCAAGAAGGUACCAGAUGGCACGCGGCGACCGAUCAACUCGAAGUCGCCGAACAUCAACUGGGCGGAAGUUGACAAGUGGUAUGCUAUCGUGCAAAGCGCUGGCGAAGACUGGCGUGCCAAGAUCACUCAGAUCAAGUCGGACGAGCCUGACUUCACUCUUGCAAAUGUACAAGGCUUCAACAACAUCGAGGACAUCAAUGAUGAUCUUGAAGAGGCACGACAGCAUGCUAUCAGGACUUUAUUCAAGGUCACUGAGAAUGUGCUCAAGCGUCCGACACAGCCGUUAAAGGAGGCAGAACAUCUUCGCUUCCUACUCAUCAUCCUUGCCAAUCCUCUGCUAUACCCCUCUUCACGGCGACCAAUGCGCUCAGUAUCUGGCGGUUCAAUGUUGAGGCCCAAUCGUGCUGCCUCUGACAGACGAAACGGCGCUCCGCCAGAAAGCGGCCAACCAGCCUCACCGAGAAGGUCUCUCAGCACAGCCAGCGGUCCACAGCACACCGGCAUCCUUAAGCGCGUCUUCGGUCUGCUGGCCAAUUCCUCCGAAUCCUGCCAUCGAUACCUCAUUGGCUGGUUCUCGCGAUACGAUCAACCUCACUUUGAGAAAGUGGUCGAGCUAGUCGCAAGUUUUGUCACUCAUCGCAUCACUCGCCGCCCGGGUAGGCCCCGGAGUAAAAGUGGUAUCGAUGACGGUGGUUUAAUCCCUGAUCUUUCCGGCUCAGCAGCAAAUACGUCGGCACAACUGCAUUCAGCCAUGGGUCUCAGCGGAUCUGUCAAGAAGCAGCCGGACAACGCGAAUGGUGAGACUGAGUGGGCGAACGAUUGGCAGAUCAAGGCUGCUGCAAAGUUGAUGUCUUUGCUGUUCGCCGCCAACAACGUCUGGCAAGGCAAGCGGCGGGAGAGCAACUCUUCGCGUUCCGAUUCGGGUGUCAUGCUCGGCUCUGGCUCGCCAGCUGCGAAGGCUACGCGUAGUGGGCAGCUGAUGCAUACGUCGCAGUUCUACAACUUGAUGCUGGACUAUCAUGACCUUAUCGUGGACUUCAAGGUCUGGGAGUCAAGGCGGGACAAGUUUGCGUUUUGCCAGUAUCCGCUCUUCCUCAGCAUGGGCACGAAGAUCAAGAUCCUGGAAUACGAUGCCCGUCGACAAAUGGAGAUCAAAGCUCGUGAAGCUUACUUCGACUCUGUGAUUCGUCAGCGUGCUCUUGAGCAGUAUCUUCAUCUCCGUGUAAGGCGAGACUGUAUGGUCGACGAUAGUCUGCGCCAGAUUAGCGAAGCUGUCGGUCAAGGCUCCGAGGAGCUGAAGAAGGGAUUACGAAUCCAGUUUGUGGGUGAAGAUGGCGUUGAUGCUGGAGGCUUGCGGAAAGAGUGGUUCCUGAUGCUCAUCCGCGACAUCUUCGACCCGAAUCAUGGCAUGUUCGUUUACGACGACGACUCGCAUACCUGCUACUUCAACGCGAACUCAUUCGAAACCUCGGAUCAGUAUCAUCUUGUUGGUGCGCUGCUAGGGUUGGCGAUCUACAAUAGCACGAUCUUGGAUGUGGCGCUCCCGCCCUUCGCAUUCAGGAAGCUGCUGGCUGCCGCACCUUCUUCGUCUGCGAAUGGCAAUGUUUCUAGCAUUACUGGCACAAAAGGGCAGAUGACGUACACUGUGGCUGAUCUAGCAGAGUUCCGGCCCUCGCUGGCAGCUGGUCUGCAGCAACUCCUCGACUUCGACGGCGAUGUCGAAACGACUUACUGCUGGAACUUUGUGGCGCCAGUUGAUCGCUACGGUGUUGUGGCUGAAGUCCCACUCAUACCCAAUGGUGAAGGCACCCCGGUCACUAAUGCCAACCGGCACGAGUUCGUGGAGGCGUAUAUCCGCUAUUUGCUCGACACAUCCGUAACGAGGCAGUUCGAGCCUUUCAAGCGGGGCUUCUUUACUGUCUGCGCUGGCAACGCACUCUCACUCUUUCGUGCAGAGGAGAUCGAGCUCCUGGUCCGAGGUAGUGACGAACAGCUUGAUGUCGACUCCCUACGCGCGGUAGCCGUGUACGAGAACUGGAAGCAUCACCAUGAACCUCACACCAUACUUCCGAACCCUUCCGAGACUGUUCCGAUCAUCGCUUGGUUCUGGGAGCUCUUCGCCCAGGCUGAUCCCGCGAAGCAGCGGAGCCUGCUCACUUUCAUCACCGGUUCUGACCGCAUUCCAGCAGUCGGGGCCACGAGUCUGGUCUUGCGGAUCGUUGCCGGCGGCGAUGGUUGGGGCGGAGGAGGCGAGGAGGAGAGGCAGCGCUUCCCUGUCGCUAGGACCUGUUUCAAUAUGCUUGUACUGUGGCGGUACGAUACUAAAGAGGCUUUGGAGUACAAGCUCUGGCGAGCUGUGGAGGAAAGCGAAGGCUUCGGGUUGAAGUAG